CUCUUUACUUCUUACAGCACUUACAGCUACAGCUAACCUGUCUAUACCCAUAGAGGAACAUUACACGGUUUACUGCUAACUGCUUGCAGCAGGCACCAGCCACCAGCCACCAGCACCACCAGGAGUAGAAGUAGAGAGAUGCCGAUGGAAAGGAAGAGGUGUACAACCAACACAACACACACAAGACAACACACAACACAGCACAACACUACACUAGUAAAACUUGGCACCGCGCCAUUGCGUUUCCUUUUCCCCGAGCUAAGUAAAGCUAGUGUAGUGUAGGCCACAUCAUCAUCAUCAUCAUCCAGUAGACUUUAAGCUACCAAACCAACAACUUAUUCCAUCCUUUAUAUUUUCAUUUAAUCCUUAACUCUUAAUCUACAAUAUACUCAUCUCAUCUCAACUCAACUCCUUGCUCCUUACUCCUUUCUGCUUGCUGUUUGCUAUAUACUUGUUACUUGUUACUUGUUGCGAGGAUUAUUUAACACUCAACACUACAAUUAGUAACGUCAUAGAUUGUGUUAAUAUAAACUCGACUCAUUAUCCUUGGCUCGUUAGUCGCGAUGAGACAAGUGGAUGAUAUACACGUGGGACGUGUCAUUUAUUUAUUAAUCCUUUGAACCAUUUAUCGGGUUUAAAAUAACAAAUUUGUUAAUGUGAGUGAUAAUACUAAUAGCGGAUGAUUAGAGCCGAUAUAAUAAAUAGUGAACAUCUUAACUAGUGUCGUAACAUAUCUUUGGCAUCUGGACGACCCACGCGAAAAGUCACUACCAGCCCACGUUAUUUAAACAGUAAUAUGUAAUAAUAUAAGCAUGUAAUGUAAUACAUAUAAUCACAACCUACGACCUUUGCCAAUAUACCUAGCAGUGAAAAAUGUGUCUGUAAUUAUAGAGUUUUAUAAGGCAACAGUGGCAAAAAUGGUGUACCGAGGGCUUCUGCAAACAGACGAUCCGAGAGACGCGCCUAAAUUGGUCCGAAUAACUCCUUUGCGUUCAAGCCGACAUGAUGCAUCAAAAACAUCAACGCGCACGCAAUAUUCAUCAGCAAUUAAUCAUAAUAGCUGUAAAAAAAGUGAUGGAUCACGCGGAGUGUCUGCUGUCAAGAUGGACGCCAAGAUAUCGGCUCCUAAAUUGAGGAAUAUCAGUGAAAUACGUGAAAGUGUUACGAGUAAAAUAGUAUCUACGCAAAGUAUUAAUAGUAAUGCUAAUAGUAACAAUAAAAAAGUUAAUGUUAAUAGUAAUAACAAUAAAAAUUUAUCGCAAUCCAGCAGACUGUCCCAGAGCUCAAUGCUGGCUAAUCUGAAGGACCUCGAGCGUCUUCGCAGCUUGUCAUUGAAUGAAAGUGAGCGUGGUAGUAAUAAUAAUACGACAACAAAAUCAUUGUUAUCGCCUUUAACAGGUACUAUUAAUCAGAGUGAGGUGAGCAAGACCACGCGAUUGCUAGCACAAAAAAUAUUAGAAGCAAGCCGUCUUGACUCUUCUACUACUAUUAAUCGCACAGCCCGUAAUAACACGAUACUAGGGAAGAAUAAUUGUAAGAUCGAGAAAAUAAUAGCUCAGGCACCAGCUGGUUUACUGACACCCCAGUCAUCCGAGGAGCUGGAGAAAGAAAUAAGAGAAAUAAGAACAAAUUAUACAGUGGUGCCAAUCCAACAAUUUCAACAUCAGCAUCAGAAUCUUACUAAGAGUUUUAGUCUCAAUCAGAAUCAAUGUCAAGAUCACUUGCAGGAGCUGGAUCAAGAUCAACCCAAAGCACCGGUAAGAAGACGUCGGGAACAACGACAAGCAUCUAUCGAUCGCAAAGAAUAUCGUACAAGUGUACAUACUGCAAGACCGGAUAUAUUAGAUGGUUUAAUAAAAGAGUCUGAUCGGCAACUCGAGCUAUUGAAAACCGAUCUUCGUACUGAGAGUUCGACGACACUUAAUAGUGACUCUGAAACUGAAGAGAAAAAGGACCUCAGUCUGUGGAACAAGAGUAUCAGUCAGAGAUGGAGGAAGCUGAGGCGCAGAUGUUCUGUUCAAGAGAUAUCCGAGCAUCAGGAUGAAUCAUUGAUACAAGGUGCUUCCAGGGUUGGUGUUAUUCAUGGCGUCAGGUCUACGCCGACUAGUAGAGAAGCCUCUCCGGCACCCAAGUCCAGAGAUAGAUGUUCACCAAAGAAAUUAUUGCAAACAAGUUCAUUGAGAUUGCCGGGUACUAGUAAAGGGAUCGCAGACAUCCAGAACGUGCUGAGGAGUAAAUUAAGCAAGAUAAAUGCCGGCAUAAGGAAACGCAAGGCACUGAGCGUGACUGAGGUGUUUCCGCCCAAGGACAACGUCUCCAAUUUCUACGUUCCAAGUCCCCUGUCGAGUUCAACCAGUGAAAAAUUCGAUACACGGGUCUCCACGGAUCACCAGCUUCACCAGGCCUCGCUGUCGGCGUACACGCUCAAUGAGAAAUUGACGACCCUCGCGGAAGCCAGCGCGCCCAAUUCUCCGAGGUAUCCAGCCGAGGACGACAAGAGGACCUUUUCUUACUCAAUUACUGCUAACAAUAAUAACAAUAAUAGCAGCAAUAGUAAUCAUAAUCACAAUCAUAAUCAUAAUCAUAAUCAUAAUCAUAGUCUUAAUAAAAGCAGCAAUAAUCAUGACCAUGAAGAUUCUCUUCUAAAUGACAGCAAUGAUUCGCGGAUUUACGAGACCGGUGUUUUCGUGGACACUCUGCGCAGAAGCAACUCGGAACACCGCGGAACUGAUCAUCACGCGUAUGAAAACGUUCCGUUCCAAAGAUGCCGGCGCUCGGCGAUCUACUCGCCAACGGACAGCGGACCAACUGCAACGAAUUUGCAGCGAGAAAAUACGCCUGCGAGUAAUCGGCGACCUGCUGAUAAUUCUUACGAAAAUGUAAGGUUUGAAAAAUCGCUGUCGAGCUCCACGCGCUCGAGAAGGCUUUCCAGGGACGACGAUCUUGAUGAAAUUCACAUCCCAAGAAUCAGUCCCAGGAAGAGAAGUACUGAUUUCGUUAUCGGCGGGUCUGUGGCCAACUACUCGCUGAUAAAUGGAAGCAGUAUUUAUGGAAACGUCGAACACGGACCUUCAAGUUUGGGAACUGAUAAAAGCCCUGGGAAGAAAUCCGGCAGACGACUGAGCAGCAGAAGUGUCGCGAAUAUUGCUGGUUCCUCAGGACCUGGGCUGAAAACCUGGCAAGGACAGGAGACUGACGAGGGGCUGAACUCUGACAGCGAGCUGGAAGACAUUCAAGAGGUCGAAGGUGAAGAAUCUCGGUUUUGUACGCUCCCGAGGCCGGGAAAAGGCACUGCUUCUUUCACUAUUCUCACGGCGAGGUUUUCUAAAGGUCCGGGACACAAAGGACUCGGGUUCAGUAUUGUGGGGGGCACUGACAGCCCCAGGGGCAACAUGGGAAUUUAUGUUAAAACUGUCUUUCCUAACGGACAGGCCGCUGAUUUGGGAACUGUCAAAGAAGGCGACGAAAUACUGUCGAUAAAUUCAAAGCCACUCCACGGCAUGACGCAUGCAGAAGCAAUUGCUGAAUUCAAAGCGAUAAAAACCGGCGAUGUAAUAUUACACGUGGGCCGCCGGGUGUCCAGAAGAAAAAAAGAAAAUACAACAGGAACAGCAACGGCAGUAGCAGCAACGGUCGCCGGGAGUUCGAAUGUGGUACGACAAGCUGUCGAGUGAGCAAUCAACCGAGGAAGCGAUGGAAUCGCUUUUAACGUUAUACUCUUAACGCUAUCAUUACGCUACUGAAAUUAUUAUUCAUUUAUAUAUAUUUUUUACUUGUACGAUAAUCAAUUUCCGUUGACGUUAAUGAUAGUUAAAUUAUCGAAGUUUUUGCUAUCAGCCAACAAAUUUAUCCAACGCAGUUAUUAUUUAACUUGAAUUGGCCGUUGCUUAUGAUCAAGCCAUCCGAUAUUAAAUCAACGAUCAAAUUUAUUACAUUAAUAAUUUAUAUUUCAAUAGGAGCCUAAGAAGAAAUCGUACGAUCCAAA
Molecule: messenger RNA, 3985 nt
Organism: Cotesia glomerata
Lineage: Eukaryota; Metazoa; Arthropoda; Insecta; Hymenoptera; Braconidae
Product: probable serine/threonine-protein kinase ndrD
Exons: 6
Coding region: 918-3674 (918 amino acids)
Molecular function (GO): protein binding
Source: RefSeq, a predicted model, not a curated record